UGCAGAUCCAUACACAUGAACAUACCCGGUGGAGCAUUCCUGCUUGUCCAAUACCACAACGCUGUCCAUCUGAACUUGGUGCCGCAGGAAUAUUAGCACUUUUAGCACUGAAAGCACACCGAUGACCACAGGGCGUGCCAUGGUCAGCGGUUCCGCCAGCCCUGUGGGCUCAGGUCCUUCACAGCUGGUCACAAGUUGGGAUUGCACCUCCGGGUACCGGACACCAGAUCGUCCCAGAGGCUUCAUCAGGUGCUUUGAGCGCAAAGAGCCUGAGCAAGUUGUUAAGCGACGGCAAAGCACUUCCAGCAUAGACAAGUUGUCUCAUGAGGCAUUGUUAGCACCUGCGAGGGAGCUGCGGCGAAUGUCACUGGCACCGCCAGUGGAUGCAGAGAAGGCUCAAAAGGAGCUUGAAGAGACGAAGAAUCUUCUUGAGAAAUGUAUGUCUGACCUAGCAGAUCAGAAAAUGUAUGAUCAGAUGCUUGAGAAGUUCAGGCCCUUUUUGACAGCGCUCUCACGGGCAGAACAACUCCUCCGCCGUGAGCAGCCUGAAACGCUGCUGGGCUUCUUGGAACCUAAGGGAAGAAUUUUGACGUUCCUGCUGGAGCUUCACCAGCAAAAGCGCCAGUACCGGCGCCAGACGCACUGCUCACUGAAUGUGCUCUUGCAGUGUGAUUCGUGGCUGGACGUGUAUCACCGUGAAGGCCUUCUGGCCAGAACGCCUCAGGAGCUGCUGCUGGCGCUGCCCAUGUUGCAACGUCGCCGGGUGUCGAAGAUUCCGGAACCUGAUUUGCUCAAGGUCGUGGAGGCUCCAUCGCCACCGGUGAUCUCCCCGACGCGUCGCGCCGCCGUGGAGGCAGAUGCCAAAGUCAUGCGGGAGAAGCGUCUGCGAAGGGCAACUAGAAGGCCAGAGGAGUCGCUGGAAGAUCUACUGAUUAAGAGCAGGGAUCAAGCAGAGGCGUUGGACUAUGCCGCCGGUGGAGACUCUGAUGAGGUUCAGGUGGCUUUUGAGACUUUCCACCGUGCCGUCGCGGACCCAGUAGAAGCAAGGUGCGGCAAGCAUUUGAAAAGAAGGCAGCUGCAAAGGCAGAUCCGAUCUAGGCAGAUCCAGGCCGAUCCAGUGUCCAGAUUUUUUCGAGGUGAAGCGGAAGGCUUGGAGAUCACGAGUCUUCUAUGUGCAGGGCCCCCAACUGGUCCUGCCCUACCUGUGGUUGUGCUGACUGACCCUAUUUCCACUGGAGCGUUUCUGGUGGACAUCGUGUUGUCUCGCGGCUUCGGGGUCCUCGUCUUGUGGAGUAAAGAACGCGCAGAGUCAUUGCCUAUCAGCCACAAAGGAGUCUACAAGGCAGUCAAAGAGCAAGUCUCCAUUCCUGAAACUGUGAAGGCAAUCAAAGGUGCUCUCAGUCCAGGCUCUGCAAUUAUAGCUUGCAUUCCUGGCAGUGAAUAUGGUGUCAACUUGGCGGAUCUCAUUUCCAUUUGGCUUGGCCUUCUUGCGAACGGCUCUGGGAACCGACCUUUUCCCGCAGGUGACCGCCGAAACAAACAUUUGCAGAGCAGUGUGCUCAAAGGAAUUGCUGGUUGCCGUGCCAUUCGUGAAGUUUGUGGCUGUGCAUGGGAAGAGGUGAGAGAUUCUUGCAGGGAAUUGGGGCUUCCUAUGGUGGUGAAGCCGGUGCAGUCUGGAGGGACGGAUGGAGUCAAACUUUGCCACUCCAUGAAGGCAGUAGAGGAGCAUUUCAGGCACUUGCAAGCCACACCGAGAAAAGUUGCGUCCUCUGACCAUGCAAUUCUGCUCCAGGAAUUUAUGGUUGGCCAGGAGUAUGUGGUGGACCAAGUAUCUCGGGAUGGAGUGCACAAGACUAUCAUGACUUGGGUCUAUGAGAAGCAACCGGCAAAUGGUGGUGAUUUUGUCUAUCUAGCAAUGCGUCCAGUGGAGACCAAGGAGUGUCCAAGUGAUCUGAUCCCAUACACUCGUUCAGUGCUUGAUGCAUUGGACAUUCAGAACGGCGCGACCCACGCAGAAGUCAUGAUGACUGCUGAUGGUCCCUGUCUUAUUGAAGUCAACGUGAGGGUCAUGGGUGGCAACGGCUCCUUUAUCUCUUUGGCACGUUUGCUCACUGGGACUUCACAUGCUGAUGCGGUUCUUGAUUGCAUCGACCAGAAGCGCUUUGAUGCCUUGCCUGAUGUCCCCAGGGCCUUUCAAGCUUCAGGUCUGGUGGUGUUUCUCAUCUCUUAUUCUUCUGGCAUUGUGGCAAGCACACCAGGCUACGAGGUGAUGAAGAAGAUGGAUUCAUUCCUCGAAUUGCACACAUCUAUUUCACCCGGAUCUGCAGUAGAAGUCACUGUGGACACUUUCACCUUUGCUGGCAUUUUGGUGCUGGCUGGCUCCGAAGAUCAGAUUUGGGCAGAUAUUGUGGAGGUGCGUAGACUAGAAAAGGAAGGCCUUUUUUGCUUCACUGAAACAAAUAGGUUUCAGUGCGGCGGGGCUUGA
Cladocopium goreaui is the source of this 2485-nucleotide messenger RNA. The record is from the annotation of a GenBank genome assembly. Lineage: Eukaryota; Dinophyceae; Suessiales; Symbiodiniaceae.